Messenger RNA from Nematostella vectensis (starlet sea anemone), 2238 nucleotides. Its product is annotated as cleavage stimulation factor subunit 2 tau variant. The transcript is spliced from 11 exons. Gene Ontology annotation, cellular component: mRNA cleavage and polyadenylation specificity factor complex. Gene Ontology annotation, molecular function: mRNA binding. Bases 162 to 1706 code for a protein of 514 amino acids. Lineage: Eukaryota; Metazoa; Cnidaria; Anthozoa; Actiniaria; Edwardsiidae. Gene Ontology annotation, biological process: mRNA 3'-end processing. The record is from RefSeq and is a predicted model, not a curated record.
CGAAAUAUGUAUAAAUGUUAUAUCUAGCAAUAUAAAAAAACAAAUGACGAGAGCUAUACCAUACUCCUUUCUAAAGACGGUCUUCCUGUAUAAAAAAUACGAGGCAGACUGGGGUAGCUGUGUGUCCAAGUGCGAGAUGGUUUAUGGGUAGAUGAUCCAAGAUGGCGACCGCCUUGGCUCAAAUAGCGCAAGCACAACAAAAACAGUCCUCCGGGGCAGCCGAUCGGUCUCUUCGGUCGGUCUUCGUUGGCAACAUUCCUUAUGAAGCAUCUGAGGAGCAACUUAAGGAGAUCUUCUCUGAAGUUGGCCCCGUCAUUAGCUUCAGAUUGGUGUUUGAUCGAGAGACAGGGAAGCCAAAGGGUUAUGGCUUCUGUGAGUACAAGGACCAGGAGACAGCCCUCAGCGCCAUGCGUAACCUGAAUGGGUAUGAGCUGAAUGGGCGGGCGUUACGGGUCGACAGUGCUGCUUCUGAAAAGAAUAAGGAGGAAAUAAAAAGCAUGGAGAUGACCGCCCGUCCAGAGGUUAGUCCGUACGGACAGCCGGUACCACCUGAGGAAGCACCUGAGGCCAUCACCCAGGCGGUUGCCAGCCUGCCGCCUGAGCAAAUGUUUGAGCUCAUGAAACAGAUGAAGGUUUGCAUCCAGAGCAACCCAGAAGAGGCGCGGCAGAUGCUAUUGCAAAACCCCCAACUGGCGUAUGCACUGCUACAGGCACAAGUUGUCAUGAAAAUUGUAGACCCUGUCAUAGCCCAGAGUAUUCUCCAUAGACCCAAUGAAAUGCCUGGAGCCAUCCAACCAGGGGGGGCACCUCUGCAAGGGGGUCCACCCCAGGGCGAGUCUCAUGGACAACCUGGACCCCCUGCCCUCCUGCAACAGGGACCCCCUGGCCCGCCAUUCCAUGGGGAGCCCAGACCACCCCCUCACCAUGACAUGAGAGGACCCCCAGAUCAAUGGGUCCCUGGUCCAGAACAAAGAAGGGACAAUAUGAGAGGGCCUGGAAUGCCCCCAGACAUGCAUGGCCCCCCUGACAGAGGCCGCCAUGAUAGAGGCCCUCCUCAUGACCACAGGGACUUCCAUGGGCCACCAGAUGGCCCACAUGGGCAAAGAAUGCAGCACCAUGACAUUAGAGGGCCGGAUCCCAGAGGUCCAGACUUCAGGGGCCCUCCUCGCGACAGAUUUGGUGACCGUGACAUCAGGGGUUUCGACUCAAGGGACCCCCGCGGUGGUAGAGACCCAAGGGAUGAGAGGAGAGGACCCCCAAUGGACCACAGGGAUCCCAGAGGACCUGACAGGUUUGGCCCAGGGGGCCCCAGGGACCCACGCGAUAGGGGGCCUCCUCCAGACAGAUACCACGGAGGACCCAACUCCUCACCACAAACUCACUGGGGCCCCCCUCAAGGCGACAGAGGGCCAAGGGGUCCGCCUUCUGGUGUACCCACCUCCGGAGGGCCCCCACCUGGACACCAGGGCCUUCGUCCCAGUGGUCCAAAUAACCAGGGACCCCCUGGACCUGGGCCUAAUAUGCCCCCUGUGAGUGGGCCUUCAAAUCCUGCCCCAGGGGGAGGGGAUCUCUCCGCACAGGACCAGGAGAAGGCGGCUCUGAUCAUGCAAGUCCUUAGUCUGACAGACGAACAGAUUGCACUUCUACCAGAAGAACAACGACAGAGCAUCCUUAUGCUAAAGGAGCAGAUAGGCAGAACCACAUAGGACCACUUUACACCCCUACACCACGCCCAUGGAAUUACAAUACUUGGCUAUAGGGCCACUUCCCUAAACCAUACCCACCCCCAACAUAGACUGAGAAAAACAGUACUGCCUUAGGUAAAAACACAUAGGGUCACUUAACGUCCCUUCACCACGCCCAUCCCCACAUGGAAGUACACUACUCGACUGAGAAAAACAGUACUGCCUUAGGUAAAAACACAUAGGGUCACUUAACGUCCCUACACCACGCCCAUCCCAACAAGGAAUCACCCUAUUGAGAAAAACAACACUGUCAACCUCUUAUAUGACGUUAAGGAAAUGGAAUAAUUUAUGUUUAUUGUACACAGCUGGCUCUGGGUGGUACUCAUUAAGCUUGAGUCACUAUAAUUUGAAUUUCCAUGAUUUUUUAACCAUGUUCUGAAUUUCCUUGUUUUGUUUUUUUUUGCUCAAGUUGCAGUAGCUGAACUCAAAUUAGCACAAAAUCCAUUAGUGUAAUAUUACACCGAGAGAAGCCUAUAUUACAUCAUGUUUUUCA